Molecule: messenger RNA, 644 nt
Organism: Geodia barretti
Lineage: Eukaryota; Metazoa; Porifera; Demospongiae; Tetractinellida; Geodiidae
Source: the annotation of a GenBank genome assembly
UAUGCCAAAAAAUCCUCCAGAUAAUCCUCUUUCUGUCUCCUGCCAGUAUCACAGCCAUAGCGGCCAGUAUAGGAGCAGCAACAGUGUCCAGUGCAGGACUGGUGACAAUGCUGAGGGAGGGACUAGUGGACGACUCCCUGCAGACCAGAACAGCUACACUAUCGACAAGCUGAGGAGUGGAACUAGCUAUGACAUCACUGUUACAGUAGUCAACCCUGCUGGGAACUCUUCCACCACCUUCACUCGCUCUACUGAGGGAGGAGAACGGUGAGCAGGUGAGCAGAACGGUACUUACCUUACGCUUUCAGCUCGUCAGUCGUGGUCCACCAGGCAACUGGCAUGCAGCAUGCUGCUGGUGUAACGAAGCCACUGGGAGGGAGGAGGAGGAGGUGAGUGGUGGUGAGGAGGGUGGGGGAAAAGGUGGUGAAGAAAACCAAAAGACACCUUCACAGACUCAUCAGGUCGAUUGGGAAGAGGAUGAUGGACUGAUGUCUCUUCCUUCUUUCUCAAGUGAUGAUUUUAUGGACAUGCACGUUGUGUAGUAGCUAGUUGUAUAUAGGAGUCGGUAUGUAGAUUUUUACUUCGCGAAGGCUCUUUCACGCAUGCGCAUAACUCCGCGCUGCGCACGCGUGUGGAAAGAACCC